AUGGUUGGGACUACCUUCUUCCUGCUGCUGGUUCUGCUGGGCGCAUCACUUGCAGAUGCCUCCCAGGAGGACCAGCUCAGGAAGUUCAUCUUGUCCACGGCCAAGAAGAGGCAAGCUUUAAGGGCCAGUAGUGCGAACGUGCCUGAGGAAACCGACCCAUGGGCCGACGCCAGCAGCUUCAGCCACCUGCCAACGCAAUUUCCGUUCCCACCUCUGGGCGCCAAGGCGGCCGACAAGAUCGCGGCGCUGCCCGGCCAGCCGCCGCGGGUCAACUUCGACCAGUACUCCGGCUACGUCACGGUGAGCGAGAAGCACGGCCGGGAGCUCUUUUACUACUUCGUCGAGGCCCCCUACGAGGCGGCCUCCAAGCCGCUCCUCCUCUGGCUCAACGGUGGGCCCGGGUGCUCGUCGCUCGGGUACGGCGCCAUGACGGAGCUCGGCCCGUUCCGAGUGAACCCCGACGGCAAGACCCUGAGCAGGAACAAGCAUGCCUGGAACAACCUGGCUAACGUGAUCUUCCUGGAGUCACCGGCCGGCGUGGGGUUCUCCUACGCGAGCAACAACCCGAACAAUAACGACAACGUUGGCGACCCGAGAACCGCCAAGGACGCGUUCGUCUUCCUGCUCAAAUGGCUGGAGCGGUUCCCGGAGUACAAGGGCCGCGACUUCUACAUCGCCGGAGAGAGCUACGGCGGCCACUACGUGCCGCAGCUUGCCACCGUGAUCGAAUACAUGAACGAGCUCUACGGCGCCACUCUCAUAAACCUCCGCGGCAUCUUGGUCGGCAAUCCGUACCUUGACGAUUUCAUGAACGACAAGGGGAGCCUCGAGUUCUUAUGGAACCACGGGGUGAUCUCCGACGAGGGGUGGGCCAAUAUCCGUGAAAACUGCACCUUCACCUCGAAAGACGACUGGCAGUGCUUCGUGGCGUCGCGCAAGCCCCGGAUAGGCAACAUCGAUCUCCACAACAUAUACGCCCCGAUCUGCCUCAAGUCGGAACGUGACGGCACGUACCACUCGUCCGGCUACCUGGCUGGCUACGAUCCGUGCAUCGACCACUACGUCCUGGCUUACCUCAACAAUGGCGAGGUGCAACAAGCUCUGCACGCCCGGGCCAACACAAGUUGGACAGCUUGCAGCCCAGACUUGGACUAUAACGACGGCCCAGUUUCCAUGGUGCCAACCAUCAGAAGGCUAGUCAAACGUGGGUUAAGUGUAUGGCUCUACAGUGGGGAUAUGGAUGAUGUGUGCCCCAUUACCGCGACGAGGUACUCCGUCAACGAUCUCAACCUACCCAUCACGAAGCCAUGGCGCCCUUGGUACACCCCAGACAGCGAGGUUGGAGGCUAUGUUCAGCAGUACAAGGGAGGCUUCACGUUUGCAUCAGUGAGGGGUGCUGGCCAUCUGGUUCCUAGUUACCAGCCAAAGAGAGCGCUUGUUCUUCUCUACUCUUUCCUCAAGGGCGUACUCCCACCAGCCGACAUCCCAAAAUGA
Molecule: messenger RNA, 1494 nt
Organism: Triticum urartu
Lineage: Eukaryota; Viridiplantae; Streptophyta; Magnoliopsida; Poales; Poaceae
Product: serine carboxypeptidase 1-like
Biological process (GO): proteolysis
Cellular component (GO): vacuole
Molecular function (GO): serine-type carboxypeptidase activity
Source: RefSeq, a predicted model, not a curated record